This is a messenger RNA of Closterium sp. Naga37s-1, 14040 nucleotides long. The record is from the annotation of a GenBank genome assembly. Lineage: Eukaryota; Viridiplantae; Streptophyta; Zygnematophyceae; Desmidiales; Closteriaceae.
AUGACCGCCAUGGCCUGCGCGCGACCAUGCCUGCCGUCUGCGCGCGACCAUGCCUGCCGUCUGCACGCGACCAUGGCAGCGACCUGCAGGCGACUGGCGACUGCUGCUGGCGCCAUCGCUGGAAGGCUGGAGGCGACAGUGGUGCCCCGAGAUAGCAGGGAGGACAGCGGCGCCUCUCCCUCACAACCCCCAGAGCAGCGGCGCCUCUUCAUCACAACCCCCCAGAGCAGCGGCGCCUCUCCCUCACAGCCCCCAGAGCAGCGGCGCCUCUCCUUCACAGCCCCCAGAGCAGCGGCGCCUCUCCCUCACAACCCCCCAGAAGCAGCGGCGCCUCCUCCUCACAUCCCCUCAGAGCGGCGGCGCCUCUUCCUCACAGCCCCCCAGAGCAGCGGCGCCUCCUCCUCACAGCCCCCCAGAGCAGCGGCGCCUCCUCCUCACAGCCCCCCAGAGCAGCGGCGCCUCCUCCUCACAGCCCCCCAGAGCAGCGGCGCCUCCUCCUCACAGCCCCCCAGAGCAGCGGCGCCUCCUCCUCACAGCCCCCCAGAGCAGCGGCGCUUCCUCCUCACAGCCCCCCAGAGCAGCGGCGCCUCCUCCUCACAGCCCCCCAGAGCAGCGGCGCCUCCUCCUCACAGCCCCCCAGAGCAGCGGCGCCUCUCCCUCACAGCCCCCCAGAGCAGCGGCGCCUCCUCCUCACAGCCCCCCAGAGCAGCGGCGCCUCCUCCUCACAGCCCGCCAGAGCAGCGGCGCCUCCUCCUCACAGCCCCCCGGAGCAGCGGCGCCUCCUCCUCACAGCCCCCCAGAGCAGCGGCGCCUCCUUCUCACAACCCCCCAGAGCAGCGGCGCCUCCUCCUCACAGCCCCCCAGAGCAGCGGCGCCUCCUCCUCACAGCCCCCCAGAGCAGCGGCGCCUCCUCCUCACAGCCCCCCAGAGCAGCGGCGCCUCCUCCUCACAGCCCCUCAAAGCAGCGGCACCUCCUCCUCACAGCCCCCCAGAGCAGCGGCGCCUCCUCCUCACUGCCCCCCAGAGCAGCGGCGCCUCCUCCUCACAGCCCCCCAGAGCAGCGGCGCCUCUCCCUCACAGCCCCCCAGAGCAGCGGCGCCUCUCCCUACAGCCCCCCAGAGCAGCGGCGCCUCCUCCUCACAACCCCCCAGAGCAGCGGCGCCUCCUCCUCACAGCCCCCCAGAGCAGCGGCGCCUCCUCCUCACAGCCCCCCAGAGCAGCGGCGCCUCCUCCUCACAGCCCCCUAGAGCAGCGGCGCCUCCUCCUCACAGCCCCCCAGAGCAGCGGCGCCUCCUCCUCACAGCCCCCCAGAGCAGCGGCGCCUCCUCCUCACAGUCCCCCAGAGCAGCGGCGCCUCUCCCUCACAGCCCCCCAGAGCAGCGGCGCCUCCCCCUCACAGCCCCCCAGAGCAACGGCGCCUCUCCCUCACAGCCCCCCAGAGCAGCGGCGCCUCUCCCUCACAGCCCCCCAGAGCAGCGGCGCCUCCUCCUCACAGCCCCCCAGAGCAGCGGCGCCUCCUCCUCACAGCCCCCCAGAGCAGCGGCGCCUCCUCCUCACAGCCCCCCAGAGCAGCGGCGCCUCUCCCUCACAGCCCCCCAGAGCAGCGGCGCCUCCUCCUCACAGCCCCCCAGAGCAGCGGCGCCUCCUCCUCACAGCCCCCCAGAGCAGCGGCGCCUCCUCCUCACAGUCCCCCAGAGCAGCGGCGCCUCUCCCUCACAGCCCCCCAGAGCAGCGGCGCCUCCCCCUCACAGCCCCCCAGAGCAACGGCGCCUCUCCCUCACAGCCCCCCAGAGCAGCGGCGCCUCUCCCUCACAGCCCCCCAGAGCAGCGGCGCCUCCUCCUCACAGCCCCCCAGAGCAGCGGCGCCUCCUCCUCACAGCCCCCCAGAGCAGCGGCGCCUCCUCCUCACAGCCCCCCAGAGCAGCGGCGCCUCUCCCUCACAGCCCCCCAGAGCAGCGGCGCCUCCUCCUCACAGCCCCCCAGAGCAGCGGCGCCUCCUCCUCACAGCCCCCCAGAGCAGCGGCGCCUCCUCCUCACAGCCCCCCAGAGCAGUGGCGCCCCCUCCCCACAGCCCCCCAAAGCAGCGGCGCCUCCUCCUCACAACCCCCCUUAGCAGCGGCGCCUCUCCCUCACAACCCCUCCAAAGCAGCGGCGCCUCUCCCUCUGGCACCUGCAGUGGAAGGGAGUGCUGAUGAUGCUGCUGCUGGUGUGCGUGAUGGCGCGAUUAAACCACGGGGCGGAGGCGGAGGAGACGAGGCGUGCACGCGAGUGAGUGUGCUCAAGGCCACCAAGCAGGCGCUCACACGUGGCUGGCUCCCUCAUGUGUGUCUGCGCCCUCAUGCCGCACCACCACAAGCCCAUGCACCCCCUCCCAUCCCAUUCGCCACGCUCUUUCCUCCCCUCACCUUGUCUAUUUCCUUGCUCUGUGUCGUCGCCACUGCUUGCACUUCACCCCCCUUCCUCCUUCCCUUCCCCUUUUUUACCUCGUUCAAGCCUGCCUACGGAGGCGGAGGAGCUGCAAUGACGUGGCAGCUUGUGAUUGGACUGGUGUUGCGGCACGUGCAACGUGGUGCUGCAACGGAUGAACGUCACGCACAAUCACUCACGCUCAGUCACCCUCAUUCGCACACACUCGCACUCACUCGCACCCACUCGCAACCACUCACGCAUGUACACACACUUGCACCUUAUUCAUUCGCACCCAACCACACUCUCUCACCCACCCACGCACCCAUGCAACCACCCACACUCACCCAACCACCCGCCCAUCCACCCAUCCACCCACCCAUCCUCCCAUCCACCCACCCAUCCACCCAUCCACCCACCCAACCACCCAUCCACCCAUCCGCCCACCCAUCCACACUUCCGCCCACCCACCCAUCCACCCACCCACCCACACACCCACCCAUCCACCCAACCACUCACCCACUCAUUCACCCACCCAUUCACCCACCCGCCCAACCACCCACCCACCCGGCCAACCACCCAUCCGCGCACCCGCCCACUCCAUCCAUCCACCCGCCCACUCCAUCCAUCCACCCGCCCACUCCAUCCACCCACCCGCCCACUCCGUCCAUCCACCCGCCCACUCCAUCCACCCAUCCGCCCACCCAUUCAUUUACCAAACCCACCCACCCACCCACCCACCCACCCACCCACCCACCCACCCACCCACCCACCCACCCACCCACCCACCCACCCACCCACCCACCCACCCACCCACCCAUCCACCCGCCUGCUCCAUCCAUCCACCCGCCCAAUCCAUCCACCCAUCCGCCCACCCACCCACCCAUUCAUUUACCAAACCCACCCACACCCACCCACCCACCCACCCACCCACCCACCCACCCACCCCUCCACCCGCCCACUCCAUCCCUCCACCCGCCCACUCCAUCCAUCCACCCGCCCACUCCAUCCAUCCACCCGCCCACUCCAUCCAUCCACCCGCCCACUCCAUCCAUCCACCCGCCCACUCCAUCCAUCCACCCGCCCACUCCAUCCAUCCACCCGCCCGCUCCAUCCAUCCACCCGCCCACUCCAUCCAUCCACCCGCCCGCUCCAUCCAUCCACCCGCCCACUCCAUCCAUCCACCCACCCACCCACCCCUCCACCCGCCCACUCCAUCCAUCCACCCGCCCACUCCAUCCAUCCACCCGCCCACUCCAUCCAUCCACCUGCCCGCUCCACCCCUCCACCCGCCCACUCCAUCCAUCCACCCGCCCACUCCAUCCAUCCACCCGCCCACUCCAUCCAUCCACCCGCCCACUCCAUCCAUCCACCCGCCCACUCCAUCCAUCCACCCGCCCACUCCAUCCAUCCACCCGCCCACUCCAUCCAUCCACCCGCCCACUCCAUCCAUCCACCCGCCCACUCCAUCCAUCCACCCGCCCGCUCCAUCCAUCCACCCGCCCGCUCCAUCCAUCCACCCGCCCGCUCCAUCCAUCCACCCGCUCACUCCAUCCAUCCACCCGCCCACUCCAUCCACCCAUCGGCGCACCCGCCCACUCCAUCCGCGCACCCGCUCACUCCAUCCAUCCACCAGCCCACUCCAUCAAUCCACCCGCCCACUCCACCCAUCCACCCGCCCACUCCACCCCUCCACCCGCCCACUCCAUCCAUCCACCCGCCCACUCCAUCCAUCCACCCGCUCACUCCAUCUAUCCACCAGCCCACUCCAUCCAUCCACCCGCCCACUCCACCCAUCCACCCGCCCACUCCACCCGUCCACCCGCCCACUCCAUCCAUCCACCCGCCCACUCCAUCCAUCCACCCGCCCACCCAUCCACCCAUCCGCGCACCCGCCCACUCCAUCCGCGCACCCGCUCACUCCACCCAUCCACCCGCCCACUCCACCCAUCCACCCGCCCACUCCAUCCAUCCACCCGCCCACUCCAUCCACCCACCCGCGCACCCGCCCACUCCAUCCGCGCACCCGCUCACUCCAUCCAUCCACCCGCCCACUCCAUCCAUCCACCCGCCCACUCCAUCCAUCCACCCGCCCACUCCACCCAUCCACCCGCCCACUCCACCCGUCCACCCGCCCACUCCAUCCAUCCACCCGCCCACCCCAUCCAUCCUUCCGCGCACCCGCCCACUCCAUCCGCGCACCCGCUCACUCCACCCAUCCACCCGCCCACUCCACCCAUCCACCCGCCCACUCCACCCAUCCACCUGCCCACUCCAUCCAUCCACCCGCCCACUCCAUCCAUCCACCCGCCCACUCCACCCCUCCACCCGCCCACUCCACCCCUCCACCCGCCCACUCCAUCCAUCCACCCGCCCACUCCAUCCAUCCACCCGCCCACUCCAUCCAUCCACCCGCUCACUCCAUCCAUCCACCCGCCCACUCCAUCCAUCCACCCGCUCACUCCAUCCAUCCACCCGCCCACUCCAUCCAUCCACCCGCCCACUCCAUCCAUCCACCCGCCCACUCCAUCCAUCCACCCGCCCACUCCAUCCACCCAUCCGCGCACCCGCCCACUCCAUCCGCGCACCCGCUCACUCCAUCCAUCCACCCGCCCACUCCAUCCAUCCACCCGCUCACUCCAUCCAUCCACCCGCCCACUCCAUCCAUCCACCCGCCCACUCCAUCCAUCCACCCGCUCACUCCAUCCAUCCACCCGCCCACUCCAACCAUCCACCCGCCCACUCCAUCCAUCCACCCGCCCACUCCAUCCAUCCACCCGCCCACUCCAUCCACCCAUCCGCGCACCCGCCCACUCUAUCCGCGCACCCGCUCACUCCAUCCAUCCACCCGCCCACUCCACCCCUCCACCCGCUCACUCCAUCCAUCCACCCGCCCACUUCAUCCAUCCACCCGCUCACUCCAUCCAUCCACCCGCCCACUCCACCCAUCCACCCGCCCACUCCAUCCAUCCACCCGCUCACUCCAUCCAUCCACCCGCCCACUCCAUCCAUCCACCUGCUCACUCCAUCCAUCCACCCGCCCACUCGAUCCAUCCACCCGCCGACCCAUCCACCCAUCCAUCCCCUCAAGCACCCAACCACCCAUCCACCCACCUAUCUACCCACCCAUCCACCCACCUAUCUACCCACCCAUCCACCCACCCUUCCACCCACCCACCCAUCCAUCCACCCACCAACCCACCCACCCUCCACCCGUCCACCCAUUCACCCGCCCACCCACCCGCACACCCGCCCACCCGCCCGCCCACUGGCCCACCUGCCAGCCCACCCGUCCGCCCAUCCACCCGCCCACCCGUCCGCCCAUCCGCCCGCCCACCUGUUACCCCACCCACCGUUCACCCACCCACCCACCCACCAUUCACCCACCCACCCACCCACCAUUCCGCCCAUCCGUCAACCCACCCACCCACCCACCCACACGCCCGCCCGCCCACCUACCCGCCCACCCAUACACCCGCUCCCCCACCCAUCCACCCACCCAUUCACCCACCAACCCACCCAUUCACCCACCCACCCACUCCCACCAACCCACCUAUUCACGCUCCACCCGCCCACUCACGUCCCCUCCCGCCCACCCACCCGUCCACCAGCCCACUUACCAACCCAUCCACCCAUCCAUCCAUCCACCCAUCCACCCAUUUACCCAUCCACCCGUCCACCCACCCAUCCACCAACCAAUCCACCCCUGCGUCCACCCACCCACCCAUUCGUCCACCCAUCCACCCACCCACCCAUUCAUCCACCCAUCCACCCACCCACCCAUCCACCCACCCAUCCACCCGCCCACCCACCCACCCACCCAUUCAUCCACCAUCCAACCCACCCGUCCACCCAUCCUCUCACCCCUUCACCCACCCACCCACCUACCCACCAACCCACCCACCCAUCCACCCAUCCACCCACCCAUCAACCCACCCAUCCAUCCAUCCAUACACCCACCCAUCCACCCAUACACCCACCCAUCCACCCAUUCACCCACCCACCCACCCACCCACCCAUCCACCCAUCCAAUUAUCCACCCACCCAUCCACCCAUCCACCCAUUCAUCCACCAACCAACCCACCCAUUCACCCAAACACCCACCCACCCACCCAUUCACCCGACCGGGCACACACUUGCGACCGGGCGCGUACUUGCGACCGGGUCCCCCAGAGCAGCGGCGCCUCCUCCUCACAGCCCGCCAGAGCAGCGGCGCCUCGCCCUCACAGCCCCCCAGAGCAGCGGCGCCUCCUCCUCACAGCCCCCCAGAGCAGCGGCGCCUCUCCCUCACAACCCCCCAGAGCAGCGGCGCCUCCUCCUCACAACACCCCAGAGCAGCGGCGCCUCCUCCUCCUCACAGCCCCCCAGAGCAGCGGCGCCUCUCCCUCACAGCCCCCCAGAGCAGCGGCGCCUCCUCCUCACUGCCCCCCAGAGCAGCGGCGCCUCCUCCUCACUGCCCCCCAGAGCAGCGGCGCCUCCUCCUCACAGCCCCUCAGAGCAGCGGCGCCUCCUCCUCACAACACCCCCAGAGCAGUGGCGCCUCCUCCUCACAACCCCCCAGAGCAGCGGCGCCUCCUCCUCACAGCCCCCCAGAGCAGCGGCGCCUCCUCCUCACAGCCCCCCAGAGCAGCGGCGCCUCCUCCUCACAGCCCCCCAGAGCAGCGGCGCCUCCUCCUCACAGCCCCGCAGAGCAGCGGCGCUUCCCCCUCACAGCCGCCCAGAGCAGCGGCGCCUCUCCCUCACAGCCCCCCAGAGCAGCGGCGCCUCCUCCUCACAGCCCCCCAGAGCAGCGGCGCCUCCUCCUCACAGCCCCCAGAGCAGCGGCGCCUCUCCCUCACAGCCCCCCAGAGCAGCGGCGCCUCCUCCUCACAGCCCCCCAGAGCAGUGGCGCCUCCUCCUCACAGCCCCCCAUUGCAACGGCGCCUCCUCCUCACAGCCCCCCAGAGCAGCGGCGCCUCCUCCUCACAGCCCCCCAGAGCAGCGGCGCCUCCUCCUCACAGCCCCCCAGAGCAAUGGCGCCUCCUCCUCACAGCCCCCCAGAGCAGCGGCGCCUCUCCUCACAACCCCCCAGAGCAGCGGCGCCUCUCCUCACAACCCCCCGGAGCAGCGGCGCCUCCUCCCUCACAGCCCCCCGGAGCAGCGGCGCCUCCUCCCUCACAGCCCCCCGGAGCAGCGGCGCCUCCUCCUCACAGCCCCCCAGAGCAGCGGCGCCUCCUCCUCACAGGCCCCCAGAGCAGCAGCGCCUCCUCCUCACAUCCCCCGGAGCAGCGGCGCCUCCUCCUCACAUCCCUCCAGAGCAGCGCCGCCUCCUCCUCACAGCCCCCCAGAGCAGCGGCGCCUCCUCCUCACAGCCCCCCAGAGCAGCGGCGCCUCCUCACAGCCCCCAGAGCAGCGGCGCCUCCUCCUCACAGCCCCCCAGAGCAGCGGCGCCUCCCCCUCACAGCCCCCCAGAGCAGCGGCGCCUCCUCCUCACCGGCCCCCAGAGCAGCAGCGCCUCCUCCUCACAUCCCCCGGAGCAGCGGCGCCUCCUCCUCACAUCCCUCCAGAGCAGCGCCGCCUCCUCCUCACAGCCCCCCAGAGCAGCGGCGCCUCCUCCUCACAGCCCCUCAGAGAAGCGGCGCCUCCUCCUCACAGCCCCCCAGAGCAGCGGCGCCUCCCCCUCACAGCCCCCAGAGCAGGGGCGCCUCCUCCUCACAGCCCCCCAGAUCAGCGGCGCCUCCUCCUCACAGCCCCCCAGAGCAGCGGCGCCUCUCCUCACAACCCCCCAGAGCAGCGGCGUCUCCUCCUCACAGCCCCCCAGAGCAGCGGCGCCUCCUCCUCACAGCCCCCAGAGCAGCGGGGCCUCCUCCUCACAGCCCCCAGAGCAGCGGCGCCUCCUCCUCACAGCCCCCAGAGCAGCGGCGCCUCCUCCUCACAGCCCCCAGAGCAGCGGCGCCUCUCCUCACAGCCCCCCAGAGCAGCGGCGCCUCCUCCUCACAGCCCCCCAGAGCAGCGGCGCCUCCUCCUCACAGCCCCCCAGACCAGCGGCGCCUCUCCUCACAGCCCCCAGAGCAGCGGCGCCUCCUCCUCACAGCCCCCCAGAGCAGCGGUGCCUCUCCUCACAGCCCCCCAGAGCAGCGGCGCCUCCUCCUCACAGCCUCCAGAGCAGCGGCGCCUCCCCCUCACAGCCCCCCAGAGCAGCGGUGCCUCUCCUCACAGCCCCCCAGAGCUGCGGCGCCUCUCCUCACAGCCCCCCAGAGCAGCGGCGCCUCCUCCUCACAGCCCCCCAGAGCAGCGGCGCCUCCUCCUCACAGCCCCCAGAGCAGCGGCGCCUCUCCCUCACAGCCCCCCAGAGCAGCGGCGCCUCCUCCUCACAGCCCCCCAGAGCAGUGGCGCCUCCUCCUCACAGCCCCCCAUUGCAACGGCGCCUCCUCCUCACAGCCCCCCAGAGCAGCGGCGCCUCCUCCUCACAGCCCCCCAGAGCAGCGGCGCCUCCUCCUCACAGCCCCCCAGAGCAAUGGCGCCUCCUCCUCACAGCCCCCCAGAGCAGCGGCGCCUCUCCUCACAACCCCCCAGAGCAGCGGCGCCUCUUCUCACAACCCCCCGGAGCAGCGGCGCCUCCUCCCUCACAGCCCCCCGGAGCAGCGGCGCCUCCUCCCUCACAGCCCCCCGGAGCAGCGGCGCCUCCUCCUCACAGCCCCCCAGAGCAGCGGCGCCUCCUCCUCACAGGCCCCCAGAGCAGCAGCGCCUCCUCCUCACAUCCCCCGGAGCAGCGGCGCCUCCUCCUCACAUCCCUCCAGAGCAGCGCCGCCUCCUCCUCACAGCCCCCCAGAGCAGCGGCGCCUCCUCCUCACAGCCCCCCAGAGCAGCGGCGCCUCCUCACAGCCCCCAGAGCAGCGGCGCCUCCUCCUCACAGCCCCCCAGAGCAGCGGCGCCUCCCCCUCACAGCCCCCCAGAGCAGCGGCGCCUCCUCCUCACCGGCCCCCAGAGCAGCAGCGCCUCCUCCUCACAUCCCCCGGAGCAGCGGCGCCUCCUCCUCACAUCCCUCCAGAGCAGCGCCGCCUCCUCCUCACAGCCCCCCAGAGCAGCGGCGCCUCCUCCUCACAGCCCCUCAGAGAAGCGGCGCCUCCUCCUCACAGCCCCCCAGAGCAGCGGCGCCUCCCCCUCACAGCCCCCAGAGCAGGGGCGCCUCCUCCUCACAGCCCCCCAGAUCAGCGGCGCCUCCUCCUCACAGCCCCCCAGAGCAGCGGCGCCUCUCCUCACAACCCCCCAGAGCAGCGGCGUCUCCUCCUCACAGCCCCCCAGAGCAGCGGCGCCUCCUCCUCACAGCCCCCAGAGCAGCGGGGCCUCCUCCUCACAGCCCCCAGAGCAGCGGCGCCUCCUCCUCACAGCCCCCAGAGCAGCGGCGCCUCCUCCUCACAGCCCCCAGAGCAGCGGCGCCUCUCCUCACAGCCCCCCAGAGCAGCGGCGCCUCCUCCUCACAGCCCCCCAGAGCAGCGGCGCCUCCUCCUCACAGCCCCCCAGACCAGCGGCGCCUCUCCUCACAGCCCCCAGAGCAGCGGCGCCUCCUCCUCACAGCCCCCCAGAGCAGCGGUGCCUCUCCUCACAGCCCCCCAGAGCAGCGGCGCCUCCUCCUCACAGCCUCCAGAGCAGCGGCGCCUCCCCCUCACAGCCCCCCAGAGCAGCGGUGCCUCUCCUCACAGCCCCCCAGAGCUGCGGCGCCUCUCCUCACAGCCCCCAGAGCAGCGGCGCCUCUCCCUCACAGCCCCCCAGAGCAGCGGCGCCUCUCCUCACAGCCCCCCAGAGCAGCGGCGCCUCCUCCUCACAGCCCCCCAGAGCAGCGGCGCCUCCUCCUCACAGCCCCCCAGAGCAGCGGCGCCUCCUCCUCACAGCCCCCCAGAGCAGCGGCGCCUCGUCCUCACAGCCCCCCAGAGCAGCGGCGCCUCCUCCUCACAGCCCCCAGAGCAGCGGCGCCUCCCCCUCACAGCCCCCAGAGCAGCGGCGCCUCUCCCUCACAGCCCCUCCGAGCAGCGGCGCCUCCUCCUCACAGCCCCCCAGAGCAGCGGGGCCUCCUCCUCACAGCCCCCCAGAGCAGCGGCGCCUCCUCCUCACAGCCCCCAGAGCAGCGGCGCCUCCUCCUCACAGCCCCCCAGAGCAGCGGCGCCUCCUCCUCACAACCACCCAGAGCAGCGGCGCCUCCUCCUCACAGCCCCCAGAGCAGGGCGCCUAUUCCUCACAGCCCCCCAGAGCAGCGGCGCCUCCUCCUCACAACCACCCAGAGCAGCGGCGCCUCCUCCUCACAGCCCCCAGAGCAGCGGCGCCUCCUCCUCACAGCCCCCAGAGCAGCGGCGCCUCCUCCUCACAGCCCCCCAGAGCAGCGGCGCCUCUCCUCACAGCCCCCAGAGCAGUGGCGCCUCUCCCCACAGCCCCCCAGAGCAGCGGCGCCUCCUCCUCACAGCCCCCAGAGCAGCGGCGCCUCCUCCUCACAGCCCCCAGAUCAGCGGCGCCUCCUCCUCACAGCCCCCAGAGCAGCGGCGCCUCUCCCUCACAGCCCCCAGAGCAGCUGCACCUCUCCUCACAACCCCCCAGAGCAGCUGCACCUCUCCUCACAGGCCCCCAGAGCAGCGGCGUCUCCUCCUCACAGCCCCCCAGAGCAGCGGCGCCUCUCCUCACAGCCCCCCAGAGCAGCGGCGCCUCUCCUCACAGCCCCCCAGAGCAGCGGCGCCUCUCCUCACAGCCCCCCAGAGCAGCGGCGCCUCCUCCUCACAGCCCCCCAGAGCAGCGGCGCCUCCUCCUCACAGCCCCCCAGAGCAGCGGCGCCUCCUCCUCACAGCCCCCCAGAGCAGCGGCGCCUCGUCCUCACAGCCCCCCAGAGCAGCGGCGCCUCCUCCUCACAGCCCCCAGAGCAGCGGCGCCUCCCCCUCACAGCCCCCAGAGCAGCGGCGCCUCUCCCUCACAGCCCCCCCGAGCAGCGGCGCCUCCUCCUCACAGCCCCCCAGAGCAGCGGGGCCUCCUCCUCACAGCCCCCCAGAGCAGCGGCGCCUCCUCCUCACAGUCCCCCAGAGCAGCGGCGCCUCUCCCUCACAGCCCCCCAGAGCAGCGGCGCCUCCCCCUCACAGCCCCCCAGAGCAACGGCGCCUCUCCCUCACAGCCCCCCAGAGCAGCGGCGCCUCUCCUCACAACCCCCCGGAGCAGCGGCGCCUCUCCUCACAACCCCCCGGAGCAGCGGCGCCUCCUCCCUCACAGCCCCCCGGAGCAGCGGCGCCUCCUCCCUCACAGCCCCCCGGAGCAGCGGCGCCUCCUCCUCACAGCCCCCCAGAGCAGCGGCGCCUCCUCCUCACAGGCCCCCAGAGCAGCAGCGCCUCCUCCUCACAUCCCCCGGAGCAGCGGCGCCUCCUCCUCACAUCCCUCCAGAGCAGCGCCGCCUCCUCCUCACAGCCCCCCAGAGCAGCGGCGCCUCCUCCUCACAGCCCCCCAGAGCAGCGGCGCCUCCUCACAGCCCCCAGAGCAGCGGCGCCUCCUCCUCACAGCCCCCCAGAGCAGCGGCGCCUCCCCCUCACAGCCCCCCAGAGCAGCGGCGCCUCCUCCUCACAGCCCCCCAGAGCAGCGGCGCCUCCUCCUCACAACCACCCAGAGCAGCGGCGCCUCCUCCUCACAGCCCCCAGAGCAGGGCGCCUAUUCCUCACAGCCCCCCAGAGCAGCGGCGCCUCCUCCUCACAACCACCCAGAGCAGCGGCGCCUCCUCCUCACAGCCCCCAGAGCAGCGGCGCCUCCUCCUCACAGCCCCCAGAGCAGCGGCGCCUCCUCCUCACAGCCCCCCAGAGCAGCGGCGCCUCUCCUCACAGCCCCCAGAGCAGUGGCGCCUCUCCCCACAGCCCCCCAGAGCAGCGGCGCCUCCUCCUCACAGCCCCCAGAGCAGCGGCGCCUCCUCCUCACAGCCCCCAGAUCAGCGGCGCCUCCUCCUCACAGCCCCCAGAGCAGCGGCGCCUCUCCCUCACAGCCCCCAGAGCAGCUGCACCUCUCCUCACAACCCCCCAGAGCAGCUGCACCUCUCCUCACAGGCCCCCAGAGCAGCGGCGUCUCCUCCUCACAGCCCCCCAGAGCAGCGGCGCCUCUCCUCACAGCCCCCCAGAGCAGCGGCGCCUCUCCUCACAGCCCCCCAGAGCAGCGGCGCCUCUCCUCACAGCCCCCCAGAGCAGCGGCGCCUCCUCCUCACAGCCCCCCAGAGCAGCGGCGCCUCCUCCUCACAGCCCCCCAGAGCAGCGGCGCCUCCUCCUCACAGCCCCCCAGAGCAGCGGCGCCUCGUCCUCACAGCCCCCCAGAGCAGCGGCGCCUCCUCCUCACAGCCCCCAGAGCAGCGGCGCCUCCCCCUCACAGCCCCCAGAGCAGCGGCGCCUCUCCCUCACAGCCCCCCCGAGCAGCGGCGCCUCCUCCUCACAGCCCCCCAGAGCAGCGGGGCCUCCUCCUCACAGCCCCCCAGAGCAGCGGCGCCUCCUCCUCACAGUCCCCCAGAGCAGCGGCGCCUCUCCCUCACAGCCCCCCAGAGCAGCGGCGCCUCCCCCUCACAGCCCCCCAGAGCAGCGGCGCCUCUCCUCACAACCCCCCAGAGCAGCGGCGCCUCUCCUCACAACCCCCCGGAGCAGCGGCGCCUCUCCUCACAACCCCCCGGAGCAGCGGCGCCUCCUCCCUCACAGCCCCCCGGAGCAGCGGCGCCUCCUCCCUCACAGCCCCCCGGAGCAGCGGCGCCUCCUCCUCACAGCCCCCCAGAGCAGCGGCGCCUCCUCCUCACAGGCCCCCAGAGCAGCAGCGCCUCCUCCUCACAUCCCCCGGAGCAGCGGCGCCUCCUCCUCACAUCCCUCCAGAGCAGCGCCGCCUCCUCCUCACAGCCCCCCAGAGCAGCGGCGCCUCCUCCUCACAGCCCCCCAGAGCAGCGGUGCCUCUCCUCACAGCCCCCCAGAGCAGCGGCGCCUCCUCCUCACAGCCUCCAGAGCAGCGGCGCCUCCCCCUCACAGCCCCCCAGAGCAGCGGUGCCUCUCCUCACAGCCCCCCAGAGCAGCGGCGCCUCCUCCUCACAGCCCCCAGAGCAGCGGCGCCUCCUCCUCACAGCCCCCAGAGCAGCGGCGCCUCCUCCUCACAGCCCCCCAGAGCAGCGGCGCCUCUCCUCACAGCCCCCAGAGCAGUGGCGCCUCUCCCCACAGCCCCCCAGAGCAGCGGCGCCUCCUCCUCACAGCCCCCAGAGCAGCGGCGCCUCCUCCUCACAGCCCCCAGAUCAGCGGCGCCUCCUCCUCACAGCCCCCAGAGCAGCGGCGCCUCUCCCUCACAGCCCCCAGAGCAGCUGCACCUCUCCUCACAACCCCCCAGAGCAGCUGCACCUCUCCUCACAGGCCCCCAGAGCAGCGGCGCCUCCUCCUCACAGCCCCCCAGAGCAGCGGCGCCUCUCCUCACAGCCCCCCAGAGCAGCGGCGCCUCUCCUCACAGCCCCCCAGAGCAGCGGCGCCUCUCCUCACACCCCCCCAGAGCAGCGGCGCCUCCUCCUCACAGCCCCCAGAGCAGCGGCGCCUCCUCCUCACAGCCCCCAGAGCAGCGGCGCCUCCUAUGGAUCCCCACGUAGGAGGCAUGGCAUGGCGUGGCAGCAGGGCUCUUGCUAGGAUUUAA